This is a messenger RNA of Danaus chrysippus (African queen), 4590 nucleotides long. Lineage: Eukaryota; Metazoa; Arthropoda; Insecta; Lepidoptera; Nymphalidae. The record is from the annotation of a GenBank genome assembly.
AUGCAAAGAGUUGUGUGUCGAGGAGUGGAGCGGGGAGAGGUGGAUAUAUGUGCUCCUCAUGUUAUAACGGAGGCGUGUCGACUCCCGGCCGUCGAGAGCGCCCUCUGUGUGUAUUAUAAUGUGACGCUUCAUCAGACACCACUACUGCACGGUGAUACAGAUGUUAUCUCCUCGUCUCCUCACUGCUCCAGGUAUUGUUGUGACCUCUCGUGGGUCGCUCGAGGUUGUGGAGGACGCGGAGCCUCGCCCGCCCUGAGAGACUCGCUGAGACUACUGAGAGACGCCUGGCCGGAGCCCGCCUCGCUCAGGGACCGCUACCGACGACUAGCGGCUAAUGAAGAAUCCGGCGACUCGUUUGAGCGAACGUGCGUAAAGGCAGACAUGUUGAAUACCGGCGCCUUGGGCGGUGUUGGAGUCGCGGGCGGAGGAGGUGCCUCGCCCGGGAUGCUGCGGAGACGAUACUCUGUGCCCGAGACGAUUAUGAGAAAGUAUCGACUAGCACAGCAGCGGUCUGAAGGGGACAGCGAAGAUGUCGGGCGGUGGAGUGCGGCGGGGAGCAGUGGACGAGGGGCAUGCGCCUGGUGCGGCUCUCGAGCGAGUGCUGCGCGCCGCGAGCGGGAACACAUGCGGAAAUCGGCUCUGCUGCGGCUGUGGGGUCGCGCCGGGGCUCCCGUGGCUCGCGCGUGUCCGUGCGCCGCCUGCGGGCCAGGCCCGGGUCCUCCGUCGGUGCCGGUCGGCACGCGUUCUCUGGACGCCUCCCACACGGAGCUCCGCACCUCCCCCCGUCGUCUCCGCUCGGACUCCCCCAAUGAGCGUCUCGUUGACUGCUCGUCCUCUGUUACCAAGACAACAUUGGAUGCGGCCCCACUGACUGAUUCAUCCGGGAAGGAAGGACACGUGACUGAUUCUCGAGUUAUCCUUUCCUCCGUCGAUAGUCCGCAGCUCCGAAUCGAUGAGUGUUCUUUUUCCGAUCUGUCAGAUCCGUUUACCAGUUCCCCGCCAACUAUGAAAGAAUAUCACGCGCAGCUCUCCACGGGCGAUUUUAUUGAUGGACGAGUCAGCGAGGGGUCGGUAAACGUCGAAAACAACGACAGCAAUAUUGUUCCGUACACGCAGCCACUGUCACUGCAGACAUCACCUUACGAUAUUUUAGAAAUUGUAGUCUCUGAAACUUUGGAAGUGCGACCGGUUCCAGUACGAAAAAAUGUUUCUCCACCCGUUUCCCCUCCACGAAUUGCCAAAAAUCAAUUGGAGAAUUCGAAAAGAUUGGGUAAUAUACCUCUCGACGAAUAUGUCUCUAAUAUGUUAAUUGAAAGUCUUAAUUCUUUGAAUGAUCAAUUGGAAUCCAUGAAUGCGUCGAUUGGAAGCGAAAGAAAAUUAAAUAUAGUAGAAAAAGAGAUAAAAGUUAAACUACAAAAUACUGGUGUGAAUACUAUAGUUCAUUUAAGUCCCACUUCCAACAAUCAAAUAAUAUUCGGCAACGAAGAGCUUUACGAAAGUAACGAAACAAGCGAUCUCUGUAACAACGCUCGUGACACGUGCAGUAGUAACAUUCGAGAAGAAAUAGUAAGUUUGGAAAUGAAUAAUAAUUUAACAUCAGCAGAAAGUCUACAACAAGAUCAGACUAAUGCAACCAAUAAGAAACAGAUAGUGACGGAAAAGUUUAUAAACGUUCCGACAGAAACUGUAAAUAAAGCCGUUCUGCAGCAAAUACAAAAACUUUUUAAAGAUGAACUUCAACAUCUUGAACCCGAAGUUAAUUCUACGGAAGUUCCGCUACCUGGUGUUUCACAUAUUGAAAUAUCAAAUGUCGAUGUAUAUAUUGAUGAUAAAAGUAAUGAGGCACAACAUAAGGGCUUUGAAGCUCUAGGAGGUGUAGGGACUUGUAACUACUAUCAAGAAAUAAAUCAUACUCCUGUUGUUCCUCGUUUUUCGGCCUUUCCACACACAGAAUCUAUGGAGGUGAAUACAUCUUCAUCGGAAGAUACUGAAAUUUUAGGCUCCGAAUGCACGAGUCUGGUUGAUAGUUUAGACGAUCCUAAUUCACCACGUUCCAUACUUCUCCGAAAGUCAUUUAACAAUAAAAGAACUGAACUCGUACGGUCGUCUAUAGAUGUCUUAGAUUUAUUACCUGAAAAUAUGAGUCAAACUGAUAAUAUUCAUCCAAAAGAAAAAGCCGAAUCAUUUUUUGUAAGAAUCAAAGAUGACGAUUGUAACUGCGAAAAAGAAAAUAUAAUUGUGGCAGAUCAUAUGCCAGAAACUAUAAAACAAAGGUUAUAUCGACGGCAUAGAAAGAGAGAAUUACGUAUGGAAUCCGCACGGCGCAGUAAAGUAAAACAACUAAAAAGAGAUCUUGAUAGUAAUUUUAGUGAAUCCCAAAAAAUGAAAAAAGAAAUAGAGAAAGAAAGUAUAAUCUUAAUUAAUUCUCUCAUUGAUGAAGUUAUUAUCAAGAUAGCGCAAGAUGAAUACAAGUGUAUGCACAUUAAAAAAAGGACAAAUAAAUUAUCUUCAAAUAAAUCAGAUGAGAAUCUUUUGAAAAAACAUUGGAAAAAAGACAACGAAAAUAAUAACAACAGUAACAAAUCAGUUAAAUCUAAUAUUCAGACUUGCUCACAUACAGAUGAAGUUCACGAUAACCAUCAAAACAACGAGACAUAUGUCCGAGGUAGACUCUCUUUACAAUCACCUUUGUCACCGGAAGAAAGCCCUCCAUCAAGAAUAUACCAGAAGUCAGAAAUACACGAUGGUAGCAAAUGUAUAGAAAUCUUAGAGAUAUUGGAAUAUGUUAAUAGUUCUCAAAAUUCCGAGACAACGAAUUCUGAUGAGAAUCAUAAUUUAGGAGUCAAAAGUAAAAAGUCCAGAAUUCCAGUACCAGUACACGAAAAGGUCCAAAAAGUAUCUAAAAGUAGAACAGAGAAAGGUUGCAAGAGUACAAGAAUAACAUCUCCUCUUCUCUCCGAUGAGAGAAAUUGUAAGUCGAGUCAUCUUUUGGCCAACAUGUUGCUGACUACGUUGGUUGAUACAAGUGAGGGGAAUAAUAGUUCACCACAAAUUCAUCCCCUUACAAGACGUGCUUCUGUACCAUGCGAAGCUAGGUCGCGUUCUAACUCUUUAAGGUUUAAAAAUGUUUUUGACAUCAUUGAAGAAGAGAAAAGUAGUCUUAGUUUUGAAUCUACUGGGGAAGAUUCAGCGUAUAACCGUCGAGCCUCUGCCCCAAGUUUCUCUCAGUUUGAUACUAACAAACAGGAAGAAAUACAAAAGCAAAGACAGGAAUCCAAGGAACGAAGUUCGCUCUGCAAAGAAAUGCACUUUGUGGAUACUAGGAGUGCUGGAACCUCACCAAUGUUAGAUUCCUGUAAACAAAUAAACGUAGCUGCCAUGACGUCGCCCCAUCGUAAGUCGGCCAGUACUAGCCCUAUAAGAAUGGCCAGUACAGCAAGCUCUGGCGCAGGUAGUCUGCAGACAGCAGGCGCAGCACGAACCCUUCAGUCUUCCUGCCCGACCGCUCCUCGCUCUCCACGAUCUCAUCUCGAGGAAGGUUCAAACGCCAGACGAAAAUCGAUUAGCACACAACACGAACCUGCUCGUAGAUUACGAGGAGGUCACAGUGAGUCCGACACGGCUUCUUCAGUAUUCCGUGUGAAGCGAGGAAGAAAAGUAGAUGGAAAGAAAAGAACCGACUUCCGGUCCGUGGGCAACUCUAGACGAUCAUUUGAGGACAUAGCCUCUAUAGGAGAACAAGAACGGAACAAAGAGCGCACGAAGAUAAGGGAAAUACUCGGCGUUGAGAAAAGAAGAAGGAGUGAGGUGAAAGCCGGAGCUCAAACAGAGAAAGAGCGAAGGAGGCGAAAAGAUGCCCAGGAGAAACGUGAUGAGGACUUAGAAGAGGAGUGGAGCUCGAGUGAGUCCAGUGGCAGUCUGCUGUGCUCCCUGGCGCCAGCCUGGCUCACUGCGCGCCGUCGACGACGUCGCGCCGCUCCUUCAGGCGAGUGGGCUGUCACAGUGGCAGGUUCUUGUCCCAGUACCUUGCCUAACGACGUGGAGAUGCGUCUGAGGUUUCCGGACCGAAGGAAGGUGUCAUUGACCUCUUCGACAAUUUCUGGACAGUCACCACAUCUCGCUCACCCCAUACAGCAGGUCCUAACACAGCCUCCUUGCCACCGCGCUGUGGCGUGCGGUACGUCGUGCUCGCGCGUGCUCGGACGGGCGGAGGACGAGGGACGAGUCAGGCUCACUCUCAAGAAGGAGGCUUCAGACUCUUCAAUAGUAGCAUCGAAGAGUAUUAAGAAGUCAUCUGAGUUGCUCCCCGACCUGCAGACCUACCGCGCCUCCCGCAGCAAGACGCGCAGCUCUGUCAAGACGCGGCGGGGAUACUCCCUUCACUGCUGGCUUCCGGAAGACGAUUCUACUCCGAUAAGGCCGUGUAAUGGGCUGUCAGUGGAAGGCAGCGCCAUCGUGCCUCACCGCAAGCCGCGCGCUCCGUCCAUGAGCGAGAGGGACGUGACGCGCCCCUCGCCUCCCUCACACCGCACCCACCACCUGCCGCACCUCCGCUCUUACCUACCCACUAAUUUACGAAACAUGCUCUAG